Periconia digitata is the source of this 1242-nucleotide messenger RNA. NCBI's taxonomy places the organism in Eukaryota, Fungi, Ascomycota, Dothideomycetes, Pleosporales, Periconiaceae. The record is from the annotation of a GenBank genome assembly.
CCUCCUCUUCACAACCACUUCACCGUCAUGCGUCCCUCCACCGGCCUCGUUGGCCUUCUUCUCGUUGUGGCGCCCGUCGUUCUCGCUCAGGGCAAUAACCCACCGCCUCCGCCUCCAGCAAGCAGUAAUGCUCCACAACCAUCAAACACAGACAGGCCGGCCGACUCCUCAAAGCCGCCCGAGUCUUCGAGACCAGCCGAGUCUUCGAGUCCACCAGCCUCGUCCUCCCAACCUCCUAACAGGGUUUCUGAUGCUCCGCAGUUGACCAGCAGCCAGAGUAGCAGCAGUAGCAGCAGCAGCAGCAGUGAAUCGAUGACUCAGGCACCAAAUCCAGCAACCACUGCUGCCAACAACCGCUUCUCAGAUGCAGCAACCAUCGCUGGUGUGGGUGUGCCGCCGAUGAAAGUCCCAGACACCGCUGCUGCCCCCUACAUGCAAAAGUCAAGUUUGCCAGACGGAACCGUCUUCAUUUGCGUAGGUGCGAUACUCGCGUUUUUGGGCGCGGCUGUGCUUGCCUGGAGAGGCCUCGUCGCCUGGUCGUUGCACCGUUCGGUCAAGCAAGCAGCCAGAGCUCAGAACAUGGCCGACCUCAAAGCCAUGUCGGCAGUGCCAGGCAAGAAGCGAGGCAUGUACAACGUCGUUGGCGCCUCCUCCAACAUGUCCCUCGAUCACCUUGCUGCAGCCCCAACCGGUACCUCGAGGCCACCCAAGCCAUUUGCCUCGGGCAAUACGAACACACCACCCAAGGCAGCCUCCUCACUUUUCUUUUCGCCUACUGCAGGUGGCAGCACUGGCUUGCGCGACUCCAUGGUAAACCGUUCGUCGACAUAUCUCCCAGCGGGCUACUAUGCUUCCGGAAACGCUCAGCCCGCCCAAGGCUCUCCGGUUACGCAUGUAGGCGGACAAAAUCCUGGUCACCUAUCCACCUACUCGGCUCAUGCACCUGGCAACCGCUUCAGUGCACGCUCCGGUAUCUCUCCUCCAGUGUCUCCUUCUCUUCCUCCAUCUCGUGGUUAUGACCGAGCCCCUCCUUCUAGGGACGGCACUACUGGGUACCGUAAUAGUGUUGCGACUCUCGGCAGACCGUCACAGCAAAGUGUGUAUCAGCAAGACAACAGCAAUCCUAGCCAGCUUUCUUUGAACGUACCUGGAGGCACAAAUGUUCCAGGAGGUCGAGCACCCAGCGCGUAUCUGGAAGAUCUCUUCGAGAACCACGGCAAUGGGCCCAGGGAUAGAGUUUAG